UAGGGUUUUUCAGCCUCAUUGGGAAGGUAAGGAUUUCGUGAGAGAGUGACACAGAUAGAGAGAGAAAAAAUGUUAGCAUAUACAAUACAAUGACCCAUUUCUUCUCUCUGUCCGUACACUUCUAAAGGGUUUCUUCAUUUCCCAGUUUUUCUAUAUAUAUAAUGACCAAAGCAAAGCAAAGAUACCCACACACCACCACUCAUCAGUGAGAGAAAAAAAAAAAUGGCUCUUUAAAGUUUAUCUGUCCGUACAUAGAGUCAGCCAUUUUUUCUUUGAGCUUUGAGCUUUUUGAGAGAGCCGAAAUUAUACAACAACAACAACAAUGACGUGGUCUGACGGUGUGACUGAGUCAACCCAGAGGCCACAGACUCGCCCAACUCAACUCCCUUACUUGCCUCCACACCUCAGAAACAAGUACAACAAUGGUGCUAUUUCCUCCAUGCCCACUUCUUCUCUCAACGACGACUAUGCCAACAACAACGCCAACUCGUACGGCUUUACUACUGAGUCAACUCAACUUCCACUCGGACGAGGAGGUCGUGGUUACGGCCACCGUGGCCGUGGUGGUGGCCGUGGAGGACGUGGACGGUUCCACCAAACCCAAGAGCAAGACCCGUACAAUAUAGCUUCCAAAUUUGGGGAGCUAGAGGUCAACGUUGACGACGACUCACCAGAGUCAACGAAUUUCGCCGCCUACGAGGACAUUCCGGUGGAGGUGAGUGGGUCGGAGGUACCAUCGCCGGCGAGUAGCUUUGAGGAGAUAGACUUGGGUGAGAGUCUGAAUAGGAAUAUAAAGCGGUGCAAGUACGUGAAACCCACUCCGAUUCAGCGUCACGCUAUUCCCAUAGCCUUGGCUGGUAGAGACCUCAUGGCUUGUGCCCAAACUGGGUCUGGCAAAACCGCUGCGUUUUGCUUCCCAAUCAUCCACGCCAUUCUCAAGCUCAACCGUUUAUCAAAGCCGGGUCGGGUCGCUUUCCCGCUCGCUCUCAUUCUGUCCCCGACUAGAGAGUUGGCUUGUCAGAUUUAUGAGGAGGCGAAGAAGUUUGCGUAUCAGACUCGGGUCAGGGUCGUUGUUGCCUAUGGUGGGGCUCCGAUUGUUCAUCAGUUACAUAACUUGGAAAAAGGUGUUGACAUCUUAGUGGCCACUCCGGGGCGGUUAGUGGAUAUGAUUGAGAGAGCCAAAGUUUCACUUAGUAUGAUAAAAUGUUUGGCAUUAGAUGAGGCUGACCGGAUGUUGGACAUGGGUUUUGAGCCCCAGAUCAGGAAGAUUGUGCAGCAAAUGGACAUGCCUCCAUGUGGUUCAAGGCAGACAAUGUUUUUCAGUGCUACUUUCCCAGAUGAGAUACAGAGACUUGCAUCGGAUUUUCUUUCAAACUACAUAUUUCUGUCUGUUGGGAGAGUGGGUUCCAGCACUGAUCUUAUUGCUCAAAGAGUCGAAUUUGUUCCCAAUAUGGAUAAAAGAAACCAUCUUAUGAACCUCCUUCGAGGUCAAGAGGCAAAUGGAACUAAUGGCAAGCAUGCCUUAACCUUAAUAUUUGUUGAGACAAAGAGAGGAGCAGAUGCAUUAGAACACUGGUUGUCUUUGAAUGGUUUUCCAGCAAUUGCAAUACAUGGUGACAAAGUGCAAAUGGAGAGAGAACGGGCUUUGAAAUCAUUCAAAAGUGGUUAUACUCCCAUUUUAGUGGCAACAGAUGUUGCUUCGCGAGGUUUGGACGUUCCACAUGUUGCCCAUGUCAUCAAUUUUGACUUGCCAAAAGAUAUAGAUGACUAUGUCCAUAGGAUAGGGAGAACAGGUCGUGCUGGUAAAUCUGGUCUUGCAACUGCCUUUUUUAGUGACCAGAACGUGCCUCUUGCAAAGGCACUUGUUGAACUCCUGCAAGAAGCAAAUCAGGAAGUUCCUCUUUGGCUUAAUGAUUAUGCUAAGAGGGCAUCAAAUAUUGUUGGUGGUGGUCGGGCCCGACGGUUUGGGGGCAGCAAGUUUGGUGGAUAUGACUUUCGUAGAGAUGCCCAAUAUGAGAUUGAGAAUGAUCCCUAUUCAAGCACUUAUGGCAGUUUUGAUGGUACUACUUCCUCUUAUGAUCUUUCUCAUACUAAUUCCUAUGCUGCUACUGGUGUUGACUCUUACUCUACUGGUUCAUAUGGGCAUGAAUUUAGUCAUGAAACUGUUGAAGCCAGUGGUUGGGACUAGACUACUGGAGCCUCUCCCUCCGUCUCUUGACUUCUGUUCUCUUGAAGCAGUAUAUCUAUAUAUGGUAAAUAAAAUACGUGAUCAUAGGUUUUGCAUACAAAUAGCUUCUGAAGACUAACUGCAGACUGGAAACAGAUAAACAGAUAAGAGUAUAAUCCUUAGAGCUCCCAAUCUAGAUGAUGUUCAUCCAAAUGAGAAUGAAGCUUUACUGGGUAUUUUUUUGUAGGGGUACAAGGAAUAGUUCUUACUUGUCUCAUUUUGAUCAAAUGCUGUCUAUCAGAGCUUUCUUUUGACUGUUAAACUAUAUUUCUCACCAGUUGAGUACAUCAAGCUUCUACUUUCAGUUGUGAAGGAGCUUUUUGCAAUAUAUGGUAGCUGUUUGUAAUGAGGAAUAUUUUACAAUGUGUAAAGCUUCAUUACUUUAAUAUCAGCAUUGAGUCCAGCUACGAGUUUAGAAUUUCACCCAAGUUAUUUUGAAUGAUUGAUUCUCUUGUUUGGAUUUGAAUUUUUGCUUCAA
Messenger RNA from Quercus lobata, 2705 nucleotides. RefSeq names its product DEAD-box ATP-dependent RNA helicase 37-like. Lineage: Eukaryota; Viridiplantae; Streptophyta; Magnoliopsida; Fagales; Fagaceae. The coding region runs from base 323 to 2188 and encodes 621 amino acids. Gene Ontology annotation, molecular function: nucleic acid binding; RNA helicase activity; ATP binding. The record is from RefSeq and is a predicted model, not a curated record. The transcript is spliced from 6 exons.